AUGCAGACAGGCGCGCGCUCCGAGUCGCACUUUGUCUUCAGGAGUUUAUUCUAGGCGCUGAGUUUAUCUUUUAGCUCACUUGUUUUAGAAACUCAAGAAAGAAACAAGUCUUAUAGAGAACUCUACCUUUAUUAUUGUUGUUGUUAUUAUUACUUCAAAUAUACGUCAGGUGCACAGCUGGAAAAGUAAAGUGCUUCCAUUAAACUCCAACAUGGCCAAUUCUGGAGUGCAGCUGCUCGGGUUUUCUCUGUCUCUGGUGGGCAUCAUGGGGCUCAUCAUUGGCACAGUGCUGCCGCAGUGGAAAAUGUCAGCCCAUGUGGGAGACAGCAUCAUCACAGCGGUGGCGACUUACCAGGGCCUGUGGAUGUCCUGCGCUUUCCAGAGCACUGGUCAACUCCAGUGCAAAAUCUACGACUCUGUCCUGCAGCUGGAUGGUUCUCUCCAAGCAACUCGCGCUCUAAUGAUAGUUGGCAUCAUCGUGUCGAUUGCUGGACUGGGAGUUGCUUGCGUAGGUAUGAAGUGCACAACAUGUGGAGAAGACAAUAAAGUGCGUAAAGCCCGCAUUGCUAUGACAGGUGGCAUCAUACUGCUCAUCGGGGCUCUCAGUGCAAUUGUUGCUUGCUCUUGGUUUGCCCACAAUGUGAUCCGUGCUUUCUACAGCCCCUUCACUCCAAUCAACACCAAGUUUGAGUUUGGAGCAGCCAUUUUCAUUGCAUGGGCCGGAUCCUUUCUCGAUGUUCUCGGCGGAGCUUUAUUGGUGGCCUCUUGCCCUCGAAGCAAACAGUUGUCCAAGUAUCCUCAAAACUCUGCUCGCACUUCCAACAGCACCAAGGAGUACGUGUGAUUGCUUACAGAAGAUCAGACAGGAACCGUAUAUGAUAAAGGAUCCCUGUGAAAGGAAAACGGGACUGAGCCUAAAGGAUUAAACUGGAGUAGGUGGGAAAUGUGGUGAAUCCA
This is a messenger RNA of Neoarius graeffei (lesser salmon catfish), 957 nucleotides long. It is a transcript of the gene cldn7a, whose product is annotated as claudin 7a. The record is from RefSeq and is a predicted model, not a curated record. NCBI's taxonomy places the organism in Eukaryota, Metazoa, Chordata, Actinopteri, Siluriformes, Ariidae. The coding region runs from base 212 to 844 and encodes 210 amino acids. Gene Ontology annotation, cellular component: bicellular tight junction; plasma membrane. Gene Ontology annotation, biological process: cell adhesion; bicellular tight junction assembly. The transcript is spliced from 4 exons. Gene Ontology annotation, molecular function: structural molecule activity.